GAAGUAGUAACGCUGCAUUUUGUGUUUUACUACUUUCCGUUACAAUCGUUCCAAAGUCCAAAGGUUCAGUGAUGUAGCUAGCUGGCAACAACAACAACCCAGCAAGCAGAAAAAAACGAAAGCUGUGAUGUUUCAUCUACCAAGAAAAAAUAUUUUUAAAUUUACCCAGUCCAUUGGGCGUCAUGUACGUAAUAUAUCAACAAGCAGUAGAAGAAAUAAAAGAAUUACAACGCAUUACUCCAUUGUUUCACGGGAAACAGAUCCAAGAUGGGCUGGUGUUGAUAUGGAGCGCGUUGCUGAUGAAACAGAUGUUGUGAUUGUUGGUGGUGGACCAGCUGGAAUGUGUUCUGCUAUCAAAUUAAAACAGCUUGCACAAGAACAUGGUGUGGAUCUUAGAGUAUGUGUUGUUGAAAAGGCUUCAGAAAUUGGAGCGCACACUUUAUCAGGAGCUUGCAUUGAAAUAAGUGCUUUAGAAGAACUGUUACCUGAUUGGAAGGAUAGAAAUGCGCCACUUAAUACACCAGUAACAAAAGAUAAAAUGGGAUACCUCACAGAAAAUAAAUACAUCUCAUUACCUGUUUUUAAAGGUUUGCCCAUGUAUAACCAUGGAAAUUAUUUGGUUAGACUUGGUCACUUUGUGAAGUGGCUGGGAGAACAAGCCGAAGAACUUGAAGUUGAAGUUUAUCCAGGUAUUGCAGCCAGUGAGGUUUUAUAUCAUGAAGAUGGUAGUGUAAAAGGCAUUGCAACAGCAGAUGUUGGAAUAAGCAAAGAUGGCUCCCCAAAGGAUACGUUUGAACGUGGAAUGGAAUUGCAUGCCAAAGUCACCAUAUUUGCUGAAGGUUGCCAUGGACACUUGGCGAAGCAAUUGUUUCAACGUUUCAACUUACGAGAAAAUUCUUGUCAACAAACAUACGGCAUUGGUUUGAAAGAGUUGUGGGAGAUUGAUCCAAGCAAACACGAGCCAGGGCUUGUUGUUCAUACCGCAGGAUGGCCUUUGCCACGUGACACAUAUGGCGGUUCGUUCUUGUAUCACCUGGAUGAAGGCCCAUUAGUCUCCUGUGGCUUUGUGGUUGGUCUUGACUACAGCAAUCCCUAUCUUAGUCCUUUUCAAGAGUUUCAGAAAUGGAAAACGCAUCCGUCCAUUCGUACUUAUUUCGAAGGCGGUACUCGGAUCGCAUAUGGAGCACGUGCACUAAACGAAGGCGGUUUUCAGUCCUUACCCAAAUUAUCAUUCCCUGGUGGUUGCGUGAUUGGCUGCAGUGCUGGCUUUAUGAAUGUCGCCAAAAUUAAAGGAACGCACGGUGCUAUGAAGAGCGGAACACUAGCCGCUGAGGCGGUGUUCGAAGCCAUCACAGAUGAACAAAAUCUUGAAAAAACAACAGGCCUGGUACCAAGUAGUUAUGACUCAAAAUUCAAAGAAAGUUGGUUGCACAAGGAAUUAUAUAGUGCCCGAAACAUACGUCCGUCGUUCAACAAUCCGUUUAAAAUUUUUGGUACAAUGAUCUACACUGGACUCUUUUAUUGGCUUGGUGGCGGCCGUGAACCUUGGACACUAAAGCAUCACGGUAAUGAUGCCGAACAUUUAAAGCCUGCAGCCGAGUGCUCGUCCAUUGAGUAUCCAAAACCUGACGGAAAAUUAACUUUUGAUCUGUUAUCGUCUGUGUCUUUAAGUGGUACGAACCACGACCAUGAUCAACCGGCGCAUUUGACUUUGAAAAAUGACGAUAUACCAAAGGAAAGAAACUUAGCAGUAUUUGAUGGGCCAGAACAACGGUUUUGUCCGGCCGGUGUAUAUGAAUAUGUAGAUGAUGAAGAGGAAGGGGGGCGUCGUCUGCAAAUUAAUGCUCAAAAUUGUGUACAUUGUAAAACAUGCGAUAUAAAAGACCCAAGCCAGAAUAUUAAUUGGGUUGUACCAGAAAGUGGAGGCGGCCCUGCAUACAACGGCAUGUAAACAAUUAGUAGGAAGACAUUUUUGUGUAUAAACUUUUUUCAUGGUGUGUUAUUUUAAUAUAAAGUUUAUUUCUUAUUGCUAUAUUUUUUAGUUGAAGAAAAAUUAUAAUCAGAUAUGAUCCUAAUAUUGUACGUAGUUUGUUCUGGUGAAAUUCUAACCAAUGGGAAUGUGUAAUAAUAAUAUUAAAUGGUUAUCAGAUAAAAAAAAUUCCGGAUUACAUCGA
Messenger RNA from Hydractinia symbiolongicarpus, 2174 nucleotides. Its product is annotated as electron transfer flavoprotein-ubiquinone oxidoreductase, mitochondrial-like. Lineage: Eukaryota; Metazoa; Cnidaria; Hydrozoa; Anthoathecata; Hydractiniidae. Gene Ontology annotation, cellular component: mitochondrial inner membrane. The transcript is spliced from 14 exons. The record is from RefSeq and is a predicted model, not a curated record. Gene Ontology annotation, molecular function: electron-transferring-flavoprotein dehydrogenase activity; iron-sulfur cluster binding. Bases 128 to 1951 code for a protein of 607 amino acids. Gene Ontology annotation, biological process: electron transport chain.